CAUUGUAUGUGGUCAAAAAGGAACAUGGUGUCAUUUGGUCUUGAUUAUAGUUGUUUUCAGGUCAUCUUGUAGGCACUCGACUAUUCAACCAAGUACCUCAUUACUCCAAGUCUCUGACUAGCACAGGUGUUGGGUAACUCCCAAUCAAGGCAUAGGUAGAAUAGCAGUGUAGUUAAUCUCUUUUAGGUUGAAUUUUUUUUCACUUGACAACUUUUGCUAUUGGCCUUUAGUCUUGAGUAAAGCUCUAGGGAGUUGGAUAUUGUGAAGAGAUUGGAAGCAUUAAGUUGGAACGAGAAAAUGAUAUUUACAUGAGGACCCAUCUUUUCUACUUUAAUUGUGCCUUUCAUUUAUUUGACUUUGGGUUCUAGUAUGUCAAGGGGAUGAUUUAUGGUGUUUUUUGCUGCCAAUGUAUCUGAGAUGACAGGGUAGAAAGAACAGAAGCGAUGUGGAUUCCGUUAUAUUGUGUUGUCGGAGGAGCACUAGAGAAUUGUGUGGUGCUGGAAUAAGGGAAAGGAGGGCUAAAGAGAGAAAAAAAUGUUGUUUUCCGUUACGGGAGGGAAGAAAGCAUUUCCUACAAUAUUAUGCAUAGUAAAGGAGCUAAAGUUAGCAGCAAAGAGGAGAAUGUGACAGCUCCUGACGACGGAAGCAAUGUGCUUAAAAGCAAAGAAGAGAGAGAUGAUAACAGCAAAGUUACACCAGAUACCACUACAGAAAUGGGGGAUGCAAGCAGCCUUCCACUAGUAAAAGAAAAUUCCUCUUUUGAGGCAAUUCCUCCUGAAAACCAUACUGGUCAACUGAAUGAGCAAAACACCCAGGAUAAGGCCAUAGAGAACAGCAGUUCACAGAGUUUAGAAGAUUACAACCAGUUACUCUACAAAUAUUAUGAACUUGAGGAUCAAAGGCAAAAGAUUUUGCAGCAACUUAACCAGUUUGGCAUUUGGGGUGAUCAAAAUUCUGGUUCUGCUUCUCAAGAACAUCAAGCUUAUGCAUCACAUAAUUUAAAUCAAACAGAUUCUUCUUUCUACUGCCCAUAUGGAUGCCAAAGUUGGGUGUCUCCAUGCACUGCAUCACCUUGUUGUUUGUGUGUAAAUCAGGAUGACAAACCAUGCGAUGCUUCUUUACAAUGUGUUCAAGAAAAGAAAUCAUCUCCUCAAAACCCUAAUUUGGUUGAUACAGCAAUGAAAGCUGCAGAAAAAGCACUCUCCUCUUUAAAGCAAGCUUCUAACACGGCUUCACUGAAUUCAUUUGCAAAGGAAGGAAAACAAAUAGAGAUGAUUAACCCUGUUGCUGCAGAGAAAACUGGCGGCUUGGAGACGGAUCUAGCGGAAGUGCUGAAUGCAUGGUACUCUGCCGGUUUUUACACUGGAAAGUAUCUUUCAGAGCAAUCCAAGAAGAGAGAUGGUUAGCAUCGUACUGAUUCAGUUGGAACUCAAAUGUGUUGUUGUCAAUUCGACAGAGAAAAAAAUCAUGUAUUAAUGUUUGUGCACUAGAAUUCAAAGCUGUGAUGUAAAACUAGACUUUGUACAGCAUUUCUGGUAGGUUGAUUUUUCGAAAUAUUGACAAAACAGUUUUUUUU
Molecule: messenger RNA, 1576 nt
Organism: Solanum tuberosum (potato)
Lineage: Eukaryota; Viridiplantae; Streptophyta; Magnoliopsida; Solanales; Solanaceae
Exons: 5
Coding region: 582-1406 (274 amino acids)
Source: RefSeq, a predicted model, not a curated record